This is a messenger RNA of Eutrema salsugineum, 1100 nucleotides long. Its product is annotated as pyrrolidone-carboxylate peptidase. Gene Ontology annotation, biological process: proteolysis. Gene Ontology annotation, molecular function: pyroglutamyl-peptidase activity. The transcript has 5 exons. Gene Ontology annotation, cellular component: cytosol. NCBI's taxonomy places the organism in Eukaryota, Viridiplantae, Streptophyta, Magnoliopsida, Brassicales, Brassicaceae. The record is from RefSeq and is a predicted model, not a curated record. Bases 217 to 870 code for a protein of 217 amino acids.
AAUUGGUGUGCGUUUCAUUGAGGCGUGUGCUUAUAUUAAAGUCCACCGCGAAAAAACUCAGAGAUUCUCUCGCUACAACUAGAAACCAAAACCCAAUUUUGUUACCUCUUUUCUCAAUCCAGAAGUCAAAAACAAAACCUUUAAGCUCGAUUUUUUGGGUUUUCGAGAAACAAAACCUUUAACCUCGAUCGGGAUUUCGCGAAAUCCAGGUUGGAGAUGGGUUCUGAAGGACCAAAAGCAAUUACAAUUCAUGUGACUGGAUUCAAGAAAUUCCUUGGGGUUUCUGAGAAUCCUACUGAGAAAAUAGCUAAUAAUCUGAAAUCUUAUGUUGAGAAACGAGGCUUGCCUCCUGGAUUGACUCUUGGUAGCUGCACUGUUCUUGAGACUGCAGGGGAAGGUGCAAAGUCUCAGCUUUACGAGGUUUUGGAGUCUAGUGUUGCCUCUGGGGAUAAGAACAGUAACGGGACUGUUGUCUGGCUUCAUCUUGGGGUGAAUAGUGGAGCAACAAAAUUCGCUAUUGAAAGACAAGCAGUGAACGAAGCUCAUUUCCGUUGUCCUGAUCAAUUGGGCUGGCAACCACAGCGGCUUCCUAUAGUUGUUGAAGAUGGAAGCAUUUUAAAAACCAAAGAGACUUCAUGUUCGACAGAGUCGAUUUUCAAGUCACUGAAGAAUAGAGGCUUUGAUGUGGUUCAAUCAGACGACGCGGGGCGGUUCGUGUGCAACUAUGUCUACUAUCAUUCUCUCAGGUUCGCAGAGCAAAAGGGACACAAGUCUCUGUUCGUUCACGUUCCUUUGUUCUCCAAAAUCGACGAAGACACUCAGAUGCAAUUCGUGGUCUCUAUCUUGGAGGCAAUUGCAGCUACUUGCUAGCGUUUAUCUAUCAAGGCCACUAUUUGUAAGUAUCUAUGUGUACAUCCUUCUACGAAGCAUUGUGUUGUAGCUUGCGAUAAAGAAGACGAUUGUUUUUGGCUCUGAAACUUUCUGGGUCUGGUAAAGCACGAUUAAGAAAGAAGGAGCCUUUGUGAUCGUCUAUGUAAUAAACAAAUUCUCUUAUUCAAAAUGUCAAAAGUUUGGGUUUUUAUGUUAUAUUCUAUUGGAUA